Molecule: messenger RNA, 1073 nt
Organism: Cucumis melo (muskmelon)
Lineage: Eukaryota; Viridiplantae; Streptophyta; Magnoliopsida; Cucurbitales; Cucurbitaceae
Product: serine/threonine-protein kinase SRK2H-like
Exons: 8
Coding region: 30-941 (303 amino acids)
Biological process (GO): intracellular signal transduction; protein phosphorylation
Molecular function (GO): ATP binding; protein serine/threonine kinase activity
Source: RefSeq, a predicted model, not a curated record
UUUUAACCCCAUCCCAUUUGGCUUUGGCGAUGGAAUAUGCUUCUGGGGGAGAACUUUUCCAAAGAGUGUGUAAUUGGGGUCGUUUUGGAGAAGAUGAGGCAAGAUAUUUUUUCCAGCAGCUUAUUUCAGGAGUCAAUUACAUUCAUUCAAUGCAAAUAUGCCAUAGAGAUUUGAAGUUAGACAAUAUCCUUUUAGAUGGAAGGAAAUCCCCACGCUUGAAGAUAUGUGAUUUUGGCUACUCCAAGCAAAUAUGUCAUAAAGAUUUGAUGGUAGACAAUAUCCAUUUAGAUGGAAGUCCAGCUCCGCAGUUGAAAAAGUGCGAUUUUGGCUUCUCCGAGAUGCAUUCAAAACCAAAUACAAAUGUUGGUUCUGCAACAUACGCAGCACCAGAGGUCAUAUCUCACGGGCAGUACGAUGGAAAGAUGGCAGAUGUAUGGUCAUGUGGAGUUACUCUUUAUGUUAUGUUGGUCGCUGCAUAUCCUUUUGAAGAUCAAAACGAUAAUAAGAACUUUCAGAAAACUAUUAAGCGAAAGAUGUCUGGACGCUACAAAAUACCAGACCAUAUUCGUAUAUCUCGAGAUUGUCAACACCUACUCUCUUGCAUCUUUGUCCGAAAUCCCUCCAAGAGAAUUUCAAUAAAAGAGAUCAUGAGUCACCCAUGGUUCCUGAAAAACUUGCAAUGGGAACUGACAGAACCAGCCCAAGCAAUCUAUUACAAGAAGGAUAGUAAUCGAAACUUGUCUCAUCAAAGUGUGGAAGAAAUCAUGAAGAUCGUAGGGGAUGCUAGAAAGCAGUUUCCCCCACCAUCAAAAAACUUGAUGGGCUAUUGGUCAGAAACUGAAGAGGAUUACGAGACAGGGCUAGAAGAAGAAGAAGAAGAAGAAGAAGAGGACGAUUACGAGACUGGGCUGGAAGAAGAGGAAGAAGAAGAAUACAUAUGAAAUGAUGGUGAAAGAAAUUGUAGCUAAAAGAUAUAUAAAAUACUUGAUCAUCAAUUAAAAACACGAUAUACCAUGGAGAGUGGUUUGUUGUCUUUCUAUUAUUGAGGUUGGCUGGUGUUAUGUACGUAUCAA